This is a messenger RNA of Spea bombifrons (plains spadefoot toad), 1240 nucleotides long. RefSeq lists its product as uncharacterized. The record is from RefSeq and is a predicted model, not a curated record. The coding region runs from base 107 to 871 and encodes 254 amino acids. The transcript is spliced from 5 exons. Lineage: Eukaryota; Metazoa; Chordata; Amphibia; Anura; Pelobatidae.
CGCUCUAGACUAUGCGAAAGGCACUUAUCACCUAAACUGUGGCUCUUUAUAAAACUGUUAACGGAUAAAGCACACUGUGAAUACUACAAAGACUACAUCCGCUGACAUGUACGGGAAUAUUGAUUAUCCGCCUCCAGAGGGGAGCCCAAAACUGCCUAUGAAGAAGAGAAAACCAUCAGAGGAAAGUAAUAUCUACCUUCAAGAUGACAGCAUAUAUGAACCAGUGGGAAACAGCAGGGAGCAGCCCAAGUUGCCCUGGAAAGAAGUAGUAAAAAAAGGGAGGUGUUCGAGAAAGAAGGUUUUAUUUGUUAUUCUCUCCAUUGGUGUGGUGCUGCUGAUCCUGAUUCUCUGCGCUAUGGGAUUAGGUGUAGCCAAGUAUUUUAGAAUGGCUGCUGAAAUGGUUUGUCUAAAAAAGGAACAACAGGCUGCAGCAUCGAUGGGCUCCUUUCUUAUAUAUAAUGAGGCGCACGGGAAAUGUGCAGAGGUCCACUCCUUCCCACAAUUCCAUCUUGGAAUCACGGCUAACAUUUGCUCCCCUCUGUCUCGCUCUCAGCUCUUCCACUGGUUCCCCGGAUCCCGACUUUUUAACCUUAGGGAGGGACUAUGUCUUGGGGUGAGUGGGACUCCUCAGGCCCGUAUGGCCGUGAGGCUAUUUCCUUGUGACUCAGCCCAAGCUCUGAGCUGGGUUUGUACCAACAGCACACUCCUGGGAGUAAAGGGCCACCAGCUUUACUUCAACUAUGGAAACAACCCGCAGGGGAUACUCAUGCUGUAUGGAGGGACUGGGACAUGGAGUCGCUGGAAGUCCCGUGGUAUCGAUGGAGCAUUGCAGGAAGGAGGAGCUUGCAUCCAGACCUGCGAGGAGCCUUAGUGCUCACAGAAUAUGACCCCAGAACUGAAAAGUGAAUUGUCGAUCCCACCAAAGACUAUAUUUUGUAAGGGGACAUCGUAACAAGGUUCAGUUUUGCAUGUGUAUGAUAUUAUGACGAUUUAAUUUUUUCUCAUGAAUUAGGGGGAAAUGUUUUUUUUUUUUAAGAGCAAAUUUUACUUUGUUAAACAAUAAACCAUGUUAUUGGAUAUUUUUUUCGCAUGUAUUAAUUUCAGGGGAUGGACAGAAUAGAUCCAUGCACAUGCUCCACACUGGAACACCGCAGGAGCGGGGAUUCUGAGAUGCGGAAGUUGGUUUCUUACCUGCCCAGCGUCUUAUUCACCGAUACUGGCUUCUUAUUUGGCCAGCUCU